CUCUCGGCGCUUCCCCGGCCGGCGUCCGCUCGGGGCCGCGACCUCGGGGCAUCCCGAAGGCGCGCGCGGCCGCGGCCCCGACAUGGCUCUGCUGCUCCGCAACCUGCAGCGCGCGGUCCCCGUCCGGAGGGCGCCGCUCCGCCGCCGGCUGCAGCUGCUCAGGGCGGCCCUCGGGGUGCAGCGCUUCGACCUGGCGGUCGUCUGCGUGGACAACAGGACCAUUCGGCGCAUCAACGGCGUCUACAGAGCCCGGGACGCCCCGACCGACGUGCUGUCCUUCCCGUUCCACGAGAAUAUAAAAGCAGGGGAACUUCCCCAGCCUGAUACUCCAGAUGACUACAAUUUGGGAGACAUUUUCUUAGGAGUGGAGUAUAUCUUCCAGCAGUGCAAAGGAGAUGAGGACUACUUUGAUAUCCUCACUGUGACUGCCACCCAUGGGCUCUGUCAUCUGCUGGGCUUCACACACAGCACAGAGGCUGAGUGGCAGAAGAUGUUCCAGAAGGAGAAGCAGGUUCUCGAAGAGCUGAGCCGGCUCACUGGGACCAGGCUACAGCCCCUGAGCAGGGGCCUCUUCUGAGGGUGCUGGAGGCCUGGCACCCGGGUGGCACCCGGCGGAUUCUCUGUAGAGUCCAGAGACAGCAGGUGGAUGGCAGAUGGACCCUCCCCUUUCAGGCCCCCCAGGACCAGGGACUCCACCAAACGGAGGGCCCUGCUGGUCCCUGGUGUCUUGUAG
Messenger RNA from Lontra canadensis (Northern American river otter), 733 nucleotides. It is a transcript of the gene YBEY, whose product is annotated as ybeY metalloendoribonuclease. The coding region runs from base 83 to 577 and encodes 164 amino acids. The transcript is spliced from 4 exons. Gene Ontology annotation, molecular function: metalloendopeptidase activity. Gene Ontology annotation, biological process: rRNA processing. The record is from RefSeq and is a predicted model, not a curated record. Lineage: Eukaryota; Metazoa; Chordata; Mammalia; Carnivora; Mustelidae.